CCCCUGACAAUAGACAAAAAAUUAAUAAAUUAUUUGAUACUUCUGCUCGAUAUCGCACACUCUGUCAUCAUGUGUAGUGCGGCUGAGCUUAGCAAAUUGCACACAUCCAAAAUUUCAAGUGAUGAGGGUAAAGUGUUUAACUACUUGGUUCAUGAGAACGAUGCUGGUCUUUUAACCAUUUAUUUACACUCGACGGAAGAUAAUGCAAUUUCUUGCAAGGCGGAGGUGACCCCAGAUAUGUUAUCCAUCUUAACUCAGCAAAGUGAAGAACCAGCAGCUUUAGCCAGAAAUCUGCUUUUUGCCAGAGAGCCCAGCAUUGUUUGGUGUGUCGAGACCAGCAGAGCAGAUGCCAAAGUAACAUGGAAGAGGAGCCUGGCUGAGGGAAUGAGGCUAAAACUGGGAUCAAUUACUUUGGUUGCACACCCCUCUGCAUCCUCAGAUAUGCUCUCCAUCUGCUCUGCAGCCCUGCAGGAGGAGACAGCCAAAACAAAGGUGGCUCAGAGUAAAUGUGACGCUCUGGAGAAAGAGAACAGCCAGCUGCGCCGGCUGGCCGAGGAAGCGGUCAAAGCCCGCGAGCUGCUGGAGGCAGACCUGAUCUCCAAGUUUGCCCGGCUGCUGAACGAGAAGAAGUGCAAGAUCCGCGCGCUGCAGGAGGUGCUCGAUGAGCGACGAGCAGAGGAUAUGAACGGAGCGGGCGGAGUCGGUGACGCCGUGCCCGUCUCCCCGGAGCCGCCACGGUCGGACGAGGACGCCGACGGGCCGGGCAGCGGCGACAGCGACGCCUACGACCAAGACACGGACGUGGACAGCGGCGGCGAGGGGGCGGAGGAGGCCGGGCCGUCAUCACGAGCUGCCGCUCCGUCCUCCCGAGCUGCGCCGCCGGCCGACGACAGUCUGGAGCUCGACGGUGAUGCACUGGAUGACCCGCUACCGGUGCGCCCCAAGCGGCCGGCGGCUGAACCAGCCCGACCGCAGCCGCCGCCGGACAAACGGCGGCUGGCCGAGUGUGACGACCUGCUCGACCUGGUGUGACCUCAUCUGACCUGCUCGACCUGGUGUGACCUCAUCUGACCUGCUCGAGCUGGUGUGACCUCAUCUCAGGCCGGGGGUCAGGUCACCGGGGCG
Molecule: messenger RNA, 1125 nt
Organism: Amphibalanus amphitrite
Lineage: Eukaryota; Metazoa; Arthropoda; Thecostraca; Balanomorpha; Balanidae
Product: DNA repair protein XRCC4-like
Exons: 6
Coding region: 70-1032 (320 amino acids)
Biological process (GO): response to X-ray; DNA recombination; double-strand break repair via nonhomologous end joining
Cellular component (GO): DNA ligase IV complex; DNA-dependent protein kinase-DNA ligase 4 complex; nucleus
Molecular function (GO): DNA binding
Source: RefSeq, a predicted model, not a curated record